UACCUUUAAGCCUAAAGUAUACUUCGGUGAAACGUGAACGCUGAGCAUUUGCAAACAGGACACGUGACACAAAUCUCGUCAUAAGCAGAGUGCACGAGCACUGAACGUGCGCAGCCCGAUUUUUCUAACUGCGCAUCUUUGAACGCACAGAAUGCACCUGGAAUUAUUUGCACUAAUUAGUGUAUCCACAAGGUGGCAAUGUCACAUUUGAGCCACUGUUGUUGUCACAUUUAAAUGUGUUUUUGUUCAUGUUUUGUAUUCAUGUCUUUUAUUUUGAAAGUUUAGUUCCUUGUUCCUGUUUCCUCUUUCUGGUCAUGUGAUAUCCUGUUUCACUCCAUGUUCGUGUGUCUUGUUCUCAUUGGUUUAUUGUCUUGUUAACUUGUUAUCAGUCUUGUCGUGUCAUUGGUUCAUGUUUUAGUAAUCUUGUUAUCAUGUUCAUUAGUUUAGUCUCGUCAUUGGUUGUCUGUCAUGUGGUUACCCAUGUCCAUGUAUUUAAGCCCUCAUGUUUGCCACUGUCUUUUGUUGAGUAUUGUUGGUGUAAUGUCGUGCUAGUCUUCAUGCUAUAAGUCAAGUCAAUACAAGUCAAGUCAAGUCAAGUCAAGUCCAGUCCAUGUUUAUGUCACUUUGUUUUGAUAAUUUCACGCUGGGAUUUCAUGUUUGGAUUUCAUCUUGUAAAAUAAAAUCAUUAUCGUCCUCGUUCAUUCCUGUGUUCAGCCUGUCCUGCCUGCUCUGAAACAUUACUGAAUACUCGACCUACUAUGAACUCAGCAGUUAAACUUCUGCGGUUACGCCAGGGAAAUCGUCCCCUCAAGGACUACGUGGCUGAGUUUUGUGGACUGUGUCACUUGGUGGACUUUAAUGAUAUUGCCCUCAAAGACCUUUUUCGUGUGGGCUUAAAUGAGACAGUCUGCUCAAUGAUGCCUGGAGGCAAAAUUCAAUGGACUCUGGCUCAGUUCAUGGACUAUGCCCUGGUGCUGAGCGGUUCGUCUUUCACUGUGGGAGUGGCUGAUGAGGGACUCAGCACUCCCACAAAGGCUGCUACAUCUGUAUCGUCUGCCACGGUUCACGAACCAGCAUCCACGGUCCACGAGCCAGCGCCCACACCUGCCAUGGUCCACAAGCCAGCGCCCACGCCUGCCACAUUCCACAAGCCCACGCCUACCACAUUCCACAAGCCCACGCCUGCCACAUUCCACGAGCCAGUGUCCACGCCUGCCACGUUCCACGAGCCAGCGCCCACGCCUGCCAUUGUCAAUGAGCCAACGGCCAUGCCUGCCAUGGUCAGCGAGUCGAUGCCCACACCUGCCAUGGUCAAGAGCCAGUUCUUGAAUCCUCGUCCAUCCCAGAGCCACCGUUGCAAGCCUCGUCCAUCCCAGAGCCCUGCCACGGCUCUGCCCUCGAAGCCUUCCACAGCAGAGUUCACGACCAUGGAGGUUGUUCCCCAGUCACUGCCUGUGCUCACGACCACAGAGGUCGUUCCCCUGUCACUGCCAGUUUUCACGGCCACGGAGGCCAUUCCCCUGUUACUGCCUGUGUCCACUACCACAGAGGCCGUUCCCCCUUCAAUGCCAGUGCCCAUGACCACGGAGGUCGUUCCCUCGUCACUGUCUGUACGCACGACCAUGGAGACUGUUACCCUGCCACUGCCUGUGCUCACAGCUCACCAGACCCCGCUACCUUCCUGGAGCCGCCACCCAAACCGCCAGACCCUGCUCCCUUCCUGGAGCCACUUCUCUGGCCACUGGCUCCGCACUUGUCUCCUGCUCCACGCCCUGUCUCGCCAAGCCAUGCUCCAUGCCCUGUCUCGCCAGGCCAUGCCUCAAGGACCCCACCAGCUCCCUAUUGAACUCUUGUUUGUUUUGCUUUUGUUUGGGCGCCGGAAGCCGCCCCUUGAGGGGGGAAUAUAUCACGUUUUGAUCAUGUUUUGUGUUCAUAUCUUUUAAUAUGAAAGUUUAGUUCCUUGUUCUGUUUCCUUUUUCUGGUCAUGUGAUAUCCUGUUUCCCUCCAUGUUCAUGUGUCUUGUUCUCAUUGGUUUAUUGUCUUGUUAACUCGUUAUUAGUCGUGUCAUUGUUUCAUGUUUUAGUAAUCUUGUUAUCAUGUUCAUUAGUUUAGUCUGUCAUGUGGUUAUCCAUGUCCAUGUAUUUAAGCCCUCAUGUUUGCCAUUAUCUUUUGAGUAUUGUUGGUGUGACGUCAUGCUAGUCUUCAUGCUAUUAGUAAAGUCAAGUCAAGUCCAUUUAUAUUUAUGUCACUUUGUUUUGAUAAUUUCACGCUGGGAUUUCAUGUUUGGAUUUCACCAUGUAAAUAAAACUGCACUUCUCACAUCAUCAUCAUCCUCCUUGUCCAUUCCUGUGUUCAGCCUGCCCUGCCUGCCCUGUAACAUCAUAGU
Myxocyprinus asiaticus (Chinese sucker) is the source of this 2386-nucleotide messenger RNA. Its product is annotated as anti-sigma-I factor RsgI2-like. The record is from RefSeq and is a predicted model, not a curated record. The coding region runs from base 759 to 1943 and encodes 394 amino acids. NCBI's taxonomy places the organism in Eukaryota, Metazoa, Chordata, Actinopteri, Cypriniformes, Catostomidae. The transcript has 2 exons.